AUGGGUUACAUAGACCGGAUGAUCGACAUACAACUUGCAUUUGGUUACGAUGUUGGCAAGGGUUUCGUGACCGGCGCACAGGAAGUUUGCACAUUACUGCCACAGCUCGUGGACAACAAGCAAAUACAAGAUAUGCUCACCGCCACUUUAGAUAACGACAGGUUAAUUGUAACGCGACAGUUGGGAUUGUUACAACGCGACCGUCCUUGGACCGCCAUAACAGUGAAGACUAAGCAAGCGACUACAUCUACACUCAACAUCAUGACCUUAGAUGCUAUGCAACUUAAAGAGGAAGGUUUUCUCGAUGAAAUGGAGUACCGCAUGCUAUUGCAUGCAAUCCAAGAUAAGAUUCAGCUUUGCAGACACAAAGGAAGUUUGGUAGCACCUUCUUCUCCAGAGACUCAACUCCGUGCGGUGUCAUGGCUGCAAGGAAAUGAGAGGAUAGCUGACUUCUUCCUCGAAAACUCGGAGAUACUCAACCAUAAUAUUAAUGACGUGUUAAUAUCAAGAGGUGAUGAGCCCAAAGGCCUUUACAUUCUAGUUUCGGGUCUUCUAGAAGCUUCUUACAUACCUCCUGAAGAUGAUAUAGAUGAAGCUGUACCUAAUUACGAGUUCAUGACUGAUCUGAAGUUUGGAGAACCGAGUCAGGAUUUUAUAGUGUCUGGGAACGCUGUUGGAGUUUUAGGGGUGCUAACAAGUCGUCCGUACAGCUAUACUGUGAGGUGCGACAGUGCUGUUCAGGCUUACUACAUUACCCUUGCUGUCAUCAAGGAGGCCUUCAACUUGGCAUCACAUCCUAUUAUGGGUUUCGAUGAUCUGGUUUUAAAAUCUGUUAGGCUUGAAGCUGCCAUGUGGCGUGAGAUUGGCAUAAAGUUUUCGAUGAUUUUACUGCCAUCCGUACCUGCAUACUACGCGUGGACCUCUGAGAGGCUCAGUAUGAGACUCGAGCAUUCUUUCGUACCUUGUCUGAAAGCAUUCAAGGUUUUUGUUGUCAAUGAGCUGAUGGAAGACAUAGUGCUAAUCGAUGGGGUAUGUCAGGAUAUGGCAACUAGAGAAGUGUUUCAACCGCCGGCGUAUAUACCCAGAACAGCUCACCGUUUGAUUUUUCCCAAGUCCUCUCAGCUGAUGGUGAGCUCCAACUGCCCAGAAACUAAACUCCUUAUUAUUCCAUCUAAGGACUGCGAUGAAAUGGAUAUUAUGGAGGAUGAGCUAGAUGACCUACAGUGUGAAUUGAUAUCGAAUGUAUCAUCUCGCUGCUUGUACCACCGAGUGGCUCGGCGCGUGUCGAAUGAGUCGCGGGCGCCGGGCACGCGACGUGCGCGGGUCAAACGACGCCGCGCACCGCGCCGCGUCAACUACAGGGAGUCUGUGUUUGCCAAGCAACAGAUAUCGUCCCAGAUCAUAGUAGGAGCUAGCAGCGACAAAGACAUCGCUGCUAAGUAUUACAAACCGAGUGCUGUCGAUGUUUCCGACAAAGCGAGAGCAGAUGCCGCAAGGAUUCGAGGUGAGGUUACAUCAUUAACACCGUAUCUAUAA
Molecule: messenger RNA, 1536 nt
Organism: Arctia plantaginis
Lineage: Eukaryota; Metazoa; Arthropoda; Insecta; Lepidoptera; Erebidae
Source: the annotation of a GenBank genome assembly